CCAGGCCAACGCCGCGUUGGAUGCCGGCAGCCCCUGCGCCAGGGCCUCCGCAGCGUGGCGGGCAGCAGCCCCACACCUCUCCAUGGGGUGCCCACUGCCGCUGGUCCCCCACCUGCUUUCGCAACGGGCAGCGACCCACGGCUGCGUCCCCCCCCGGAGCCCCGGCACACACCGCAGCCCAGCCAGCCCCCGGCCCGCCCCCCGGGAGCAUGGCGCAGCGGGACGGCGAGCCCAGCCCUCGGACGACGGCACUGGCAGCCUCUGAGCUGGAGUGCAAAAUCUGCUACAGCCACUACGACGCCCGCGCCCGCAGGCCCAAGGUACUCGGCUGCGGCCACCGCCUCUGCGCCAGGUGCCUGCGUAAGAUGGUGCCCCCGGGGGACGCGUCCCCCCACCAGCUCCGCUGCCCCUUCUGCCGCCAGCACAGCCCGGUGCCCGGUGGGGACGUGCAGCGGCUGCAGGACGACGGCGAGGCGCUGGCGCUGCUGACGGGCUGUGAGCGGGACAAGCAGCGGGGCCCCCCCCGCUCCCCUGAGGUCCUGCUCUGCCCCAGCGUGCUGGAGCCCGCGCCCAGCCCCGAGUGCCUGGUGGUCACCAUCCUGGAGGUGCCGGAGGACGUGUCGCCGCCUGAGGGGCUUGGCAGGCUGGAGGUGGUGAGGCUGUACCGCCCGGCCAGCCUGGGCGCGCUACCCUGCCGCGGCCCCGGCCACAAGUGCCGCUCCUGGGGGUGGCGAGCUGUCCCCCGCUUCAUCCUGGGCGUCCUCUGCCUGCUCUACUUCAGCUCCCUGCCCUUUGGCAUCUACCUCCUGCUCAUCGAGCAUCACAGCCUGGGCAUCGUCCUCGUUAGCCUCGUGCCCUGCACCCUCCUCCUCUGCAUCGUCUACAGCCUCUGCCAAUGUCUGUGCCGUGAGGUCUUUGGGUUCCCCCACUCCUGACCUUGUCUGCCGAGCCCUGUGCCGCGCCAAGGAGGCUUUGGGCACCUUGGAGCGUUGUCCCCUGGGAAACAUGUUCCUGCCCCACAGCUGACCCACAGCCUGGAGGUCUGCUUGGACCAUGGGGAGAUGCUCAGCACCUGCUGCCACCCCUUGCAGAGCAGCAUGCGCUUUGCCAAGGGGGAGCCUGCGCCGGCACGGCUGCAGGAGCUCGGUGCAGCCUACAGCAUUCAGACCAGACCCUCGACCCUCAUCAUCCUCCUCCACAGCAAAGAGUGGGACCUGGGCUGACCGCGAAGCAGCUGCCAGGAGAGGAAUCCCAACUGCCGAGCAGAGCCCGUUUCCCAGCUCUCGGGCACAUUAAACUCCGCGGUGCA
Messenger RNA from Strigops habroptila (Kakapo), 1309 nucleotides. Its product is annotated as E3 ubiquitin-protein ligase RNF182-like. Bases 21 to 935 code for a protein of 304 amino acids. The transcript has 2 exons. The record is from RefSeq and is a predicted model, not a curated record. Lineage: Eukaryota; Metazoa; Chordata; Aves; Psittaciformes; Psittacidae.